Varanus komodoensis (Komodo dragon) is the source of this 1745-nucleotide messenger RNA. It is a transcript of the gene PTTG1IP2, whose product is annotated as PTTG1IP family member 2. The coding region runs from base 65 to 688 and encodes 207 amino acids. Gene Ontology annotation, cellular component: cytoplasm; nucleus. Gene Ontology annotation, biological process: protein import into nucleus. The transcript has 7 exons. Lineage: Eukaryota; Metazoa; Chordata; Lepidosauria; Squamata; Varanidae. The record is from RefSeq and is a predicted model, not a curated record.
UUCUGAUCCCGAAGUGCGCCGAAGUUGAAGGGGCUGCGCGGGCCUGCUGCGGGAGGAAGGCGCGAUGGAGGGGGCAGCGGCCGGGCGGUGGUUUCGGGAGCGGCUCUGGGCGCUCUGGCUGCCCUGCUGCGUCUUACUUUGGGAGUGCCUGGCGAUGGGAAUGGAGUCCACCGUGUCGCCUUCGCCGGCUCCCGCCGUGUCUUGUGCCACUUUUACCAAAAAGACUUGUGAAGAAUGUGUAAAAGAUACUAAAUGUCUUUGGUGCCAUGAAAAUUCCACAUGUGUGGACUAUCCUGUGAGCCAACUCAUUCCACCAUCCUCAGUAUGUGCACUCUCAGAGUCCUACUGGGCAGUCUGCUGGGUCAAUUUUGAGGCCAUCAUCAUCACCAUAGGUGUUGUAGGAGGCUCCCUUCUACUGGUUAUACUGUGUUGCUGCUGUUACUGCUGCUGCAGAUGUUGUUCUAGAAGAUGUUGUUCUAGAAGAGGCUUCUGCAACCUAGGAUGGUGUUUUCUCAUUCUUAGAAGAGUAGCUGAAGAAGAAGAAAGCUUUAUCAGGGAUCGAGAAGAAAAAAGGCUGCAGCAACUUCAACGGAAACUUGAAAGAAAAAUGAAGCAUGAUGAGAUACGCAAAAAAUAUGGUCUUCUUCAGGAUUCUGACCAUCCAUACAGCAGAUAUGAAAAUGAAUGAAAACUGUGCUUUCUUAAAGAAGUCCCCCUCCCCCUGCUGCCAUGUCAAGAUUAUUUUCUUGUUUGGUUUUUAGAUAAUAUAUGUACAUAAAUGCUCAGUGAAACAUGGUGUCUCCUCUUUGUUUUUCUGUUGAAAGCAGUGUCCUUGUAUUGGUAUCUGUAUUUUUUAAAUAUAGAAUAAUCAGUUUAUUGCUUUUCUUUAAUGGGAUGCAAGUUGAAGUACACAAACAACAAAUCGUGCCAUUUUCCAUAACAUUAUAACCUUUUAUAAAACAGUGUCAUCAUCCUUUGCACGUUGCUAAAUAAAGGCACCCUUCAAAUCAGUGUCGAGUAAGUGUUAGCAAAUAUUUGACACUGCAGAUGUGUGGUAUGAAGUGAUGACAAAUAAUUACAGCCUAUGCCACCUUUGAGACUGUUAAUAGAACAAGAGGUGUAAGUGAAAAAAAUGACAGCAUGUAGUGGCCACCUUGGCUCUAGCAGGAAGGCUCAGGUGGCUGCUUAACUAGCCAGUACUUUAUUGUGCCCUCCUCACCCCUGAAAGCAUCCUUUUAAUAAGUGCCAGUGUGACCCUGUCUUCUGCUGUUCUGUAAUAAGUCCCUCAUCCCAGCAGGCCCUUCUCUGGCAUAGACAGUCUUCUGCUGCAGCUUGCUCUACCUGGGCCUUGAAUGCAGUUGGAGCAGAUAAAAUCACAUCUGCCAAGAAAAAAUGACUGCUAUGCUCAGCAGGGGCAUGGCAAGCUUUUGAUUGUUGUAGCCAGGGUCCUAGAUUGUGAUUAUUUGCCUAACACUUUCAUGACUGUGUAAGUUGAAUUUUUCCUGCAACAUUUAUAUAUUCUAAAACCACUAAUAGAGAAGUAUUAGCAUUUUAAAAUGUAUUGUAUUGUACUUAAACAACUUGGAAAAAGCAUUCAUUCUUUUAGGUUUGUUCUGAGGUACCAUGGGUUCUCAUUUAUGCUACUUUGGAACAAUUGCUGAAAUGCUUUAUUUCAACAUCACCUCUGUCUUUUAAAAGAAAAAGCAGUUGAUCUAGAUUUUAAUAAAAGUUUGCUAGCCCCACAA